Messenger RNA from Paramuricea clavata, 3788 nucleotides. The record is from the annotation of a GenBank genome assembly. NCBI's taxonomy places the organism in Eukaryota, Metazoa, Cnidaria, Anthozoa, Malacalcyonacea, Plexauridae.
AUGUCCAGUAUCACUGCACCGUACACUGUCAAUUCUACACCCCGUCCUCGGACGCCCACUACCUCGGGGACCUCUGCUAAUGAUGACGACUAUCCCUCCUGGUUUAUCCCUGUUGUAAUAGCUGGCUCUGUGGGCUUUCUACUAUUGGUUCUUAUUAUUAUACUAUACUGCCGGUGGAAGAAAGGAGCGCCGCCUAAGAAAAUUCAACCACAGGCAGGUUCUCCCAUUGAGGAAGAAGUGCAUAAACCAAGGGUAAGUGCAUGAUUGUCAAAGCAAUUUGUACAUGGAAAUUUCGAGUCCAAUUUUGAAUGUAUAAAAAUUAUACUGGAAAUUUCUAUCUACAAAUCCCUUCAUGAUCAAGAAUUAGUUAUCGAAUGAGAUGCCCAAAAUCCUGUCAUUUUUUAAGUGAUUAAUAUUAUCAUUUGAUUUUAGAAUUAGUUCAUCAGUUUAAUCUCGCCAUUUUUCAAAUUUCUCACUCCCUUUUGGCGUAUUUUGUUAUACAGUAUACAGUACUUUUGGCAAUUUCCAAACUCUGUGGUAAUUAAGUUCUUUGACUUGUAAUAAUUUUCUCCUACGAUUUUUAUUCUGUUUCCGACAAACACACUAAAAUGGCUAAAAUAAAUUAUUGCGAAUUAUUAAGUGAAUGUAAGUGCAUAAUGCCUUUAUAUGUAUACAGGUGUACAUCUUGUCAUAAAUGAUCGCGUUGAUUGUCAUCCCACCUGCUUUGAAAUAAACUCGCGAUAAAACUUAUAUGUCGGACGAUCAUGCAUCUAAAAUAUACAGUUAAAUGGCUGUUAUAUAUGAGGCUUAUAAAAUUGUGAAAAACGUAUUCGAAAUUCCAAAAACAGAUUUCUUACUUAAAUGUAACCCACAAAAGGCAUGAUGUUUACAAGGUUUUGUUGAAGUUAAUCAACAAGAAGGAAGUCAAAAACCUUGAAGGACAAACUUUGGCCGGGCGGUAGAAUAUAAAGGCCCGUGCAUUUGCACUCUCAUUUCCACAGAAAGAAAAUUUUGUAAAAUGUGAUUGACCGACACAAGGUUAGGGUUAGGAUUAGGGUUAGAGUUGGUGUUUGGAGCAGGGUUAGUGUUAGUAAAACCGUUGCUUUGUUACGUUUUGUCACUCUGAGGCCAGCGAAGUAAUACCUUCCCAUGCACUUGGUAACGGUCGCGCCCCGAAUCGUGACCAAAGCUCAAUGCUCAACCACGCCCACCCACCCUUACCAGAUUUAGCUGGAUCCAUCCUUGGCCGAAAGGGAGAAAUACUUAAUAAUAUACUUCACGAAGUUUAGAGCAAAUGCAUGAGAGUUAGUACAAAGACAUAUAUAAUUGACAAACGCAGCUUUGAAUUCAUAUAAGCAGUCAAGUGAAAAACGAUAAACUAAUCAAAAUUGCAUAAACAUGUCAGGCACAAUCUGCAUAAGUUUACUAUUAGAUACCUUCACCCAGGCUAACUGACUGUAUAUGCAAGGUUUCGUUGUGAUCAGUUACAGUAUUUUAGAAACGCAGACCAUUGUGAGCAUCCUUUUAUGAAAAAAAUGACAAAACAGACAUAUUGUUAACAUUUCACCUUAAACCCACAAAAAUCAAGGUUCGUAAUCAUUUCAAUGGGAAAAUAUCGUUGGCGGUGUUUCUAUUCAGGAUUUUGGGCAUCUCGAUAUGCAUGACUCAUUUUUGAAGGGAUUUAUUUGUAUAUCGAAAUUUCGAGUGGAAUCAUAAAUCCAUUCAAAAAUUAGUUAUAUCAAGUGAGAUGCCCAAAAUCCUGACCCAUUCACCAUACAUUAGUAUUUAUACAUGAACUUGUGGUUAGAGCUUAACAACUGUCUCUCUGUAACACAGUUGGUUAGCACUGCACCAGAAUUGUAGUGCUGCAGGGUUAAUUCCUACCAGAGGGCCGAUAUAGUCCCAUUUUUCGCAACUGCUCCUGGUUAUAGGUGUCAUAAAUGUAUAAAAAUUUCCAUUCGGUGUUUUUAUUCACAUACUGUACAGCUGUAGUACAUAUCCAAAAUAAGAUAUUUGCAAAGUCUUAAUUGUAUUCAUAUAAGAACUUUAAAAUGUUUUAACAUUAUUAAUAGAUGACACAUGCUGCUGAACCGGAAGCCAGACCAACUUUACGCCGGCCUCCUCCUACACCAACACGACCAACUGUCUCUGUUGAAGAAAAUGGUCACAGUGAACCACGACCAAAAGCUGCUCCACGUGCUCCUGCGCGAAAACUUCCGGUGAGAGAAGGCUCUGUGAGAAAAAAAGUUACCAGUAGAGAGAGCAUUAUUACGAGGUAAGGAAAUUCAAAGACCCACCAGUUGAUAUAUAUAUAUAUAGUGAUUUUGCUCCCGUUUGGAAGAACUUGUUUACAUUUUUUAAAUGAUAUAAAAACUUACUAGGUUAUGAUUGAAAUGACAUCUAACUAUGCCAAUGUAGCUAGUGCCAUAAUAAGAACGCUGCGGGUUGAUAGAGAUACAACUACGUGAAAAAAACAAGGAGAGGUCCGACAUUUCGAGCGAAGGCCCCUCGCCGGCAGUUUUCGGCUACUAACUUCCCGACGAAGGAGCUUCGCUUGAAACGUCGAAGCUCUCCUUGUAUUUUUCAGGUAGUUGAAUGUAUCUCUAUCAAUCCGCGUCUUUCUAUAAGUGAAAUAUCCGCCGUCUAGGCUAAAAGUAUCGUCGAAAUGUACUCUACAUUACCGAGAAGGUGAUGUAGAGUACAUUAAUUUCAACGAUAGUAGUUUCCCGUUCAGGGAAGAUCAUUCAUUAGUAAGAGGACGGUAGCAAUCGGAAAAUGUGAUUCGCGCCUAAAUAGAGUUUAAUAUGGUCUACCACGUACGCGGCAAAUUUCACGGCGUAGUUUCAAUUUCAGCUCAAGAAUGACCACAAAGGAAGUUGAUUACUGUAUAUUAUAAUAAUGGUGGAAGAUAUAUAGCCUUACAUCAGAAAAUACGAUGCCGUGUCUGCUGAAACGCUGGUUUUAUGUAACCGCCUAAUUAAAUAUAUGGUAUAGUUUAGUGUUGCGUUCAGAAUUACGACGCUGUUGAGGAUACUCCUGGGAUGGCAAAUGAUUUAUUUGUUGUCUUAUAUGAAGAAUUUCUUUGUUCCAAGGUGCCGUGUCGUAGGUGUUAAGGCCAUUUACACUACACACUUUUGCUUAAAUCUGUCACAUACAACCUGCUUACAACUUGAGUUGUACUGUGUAAAUCAAGCACAAAACUCGCCUAUACGCUGUCGUAGGUGAGUUGUGUGCUUGAUUUACACUGUACAACUCCAGUUGUAAGCAGGUUGCAUGCGAAAGUUUUAGGCAAAAGUUGUGUAGCGAAAAUCGGCCUUUAUAUGUAAACUAUAUCUGUCAUCGAAUCUUGGACACGAAGUUGUAUUGAGAUCAAAAGCUAUCCUAGAUACUGUACUAUAUAUGUGCGCAGUAUUUUUGAGCAUUCGACUGUAGCCUUGCCUUUGCUACUUGGGUUGCUUAAGCAGUUACUACUGUGUACGAUUCGUUCUUGUAAAGAACGUUGUCCAUAGUAACGUCUUAAAUUAUUUUCCAGAACAAAUCCUGCAUAUGAUCCCGAGGAAGACAGUGUUGACGAAAGUGUAACAGACGUGAGAGUUCCUCGAAGCAGACGUCCAGAAACUAAGGUCGUAGUGGAAGGACGAACAGAGUUGGAGAUACCAGCGAGAGCAAUUCCUCCACAGUCUGUUAAGAAAUCUCUUUUGUCGGACGCGCAGGAUGAAAGUGACGAAUCUGAAGGAGAAAGUGUGAUUACGGCUAAAGACAGCGUGUUUACUGAAAAUACUAAUGAG